AUGGCGAAGAGCUCAACUUUGCUCGCCCUUCUCGAGGCGGAAAAUGAGCCCACACCAAAGUUCUACAACGAAGCCGUCAAUGACACCAUGAAAAACGCUAAACAGAUCAGCUACCUGGCAGAGGACAGCGUUCGAGACGGUGUCUCGAUACUGCUUACAACCCGCAGCCACCGCUUGGCCCACUUUUUCUCCUGCCUACGCUCCUUUGUGCGACCAAUGGCCAAAUCUCUGACUGCAGGCAAUAUUGCGGCGGAGACGGUCAUCCUGCUAGUUUGCAUACUCCCUGACCUUUACCAGCUCCUGGAGUCUACAGAGGCACUGGAAUUUCUGGUCCCUGCUCUUGAUGUCUGCUUUGGUUCAAUCCAGCGUCCGGCACUACGAGAAUUGGCCUCAGUGCUUGCCGAAGCUGGCUCGUUGUUGGAAUACUUAUCCUCUGAUCGCCUCGGCAGUGAGAUUCUACGACAAUGGGCUUGCACACCAGGCCCGCUCACCCUCGACGCUCAGACCCUUGAGACAUGGACCCAAAGAUUCAUCAAAAUGGUCUGUUCUUGUAGGAAAGACCAUGACGUUGGGCACGCAAUUCAGCAAUGGAGCAGCCUGAAAGUUCUGAAAACCUCCCUUCAGAGCAUAAACACUCAUAUAAAGCAUUCUAAAGACGGCUCCAACGGCUCAUCACUGGUGGCUCGACACAAGCUUUUGCCGCUUGGCAAAAUGACCCAACUUAGCAAGGAAGACAAGAAAACUCGUCUCGCCAAGCGCCAAAACUACAACACCUCUCUCCCACCUAUUCCUGAUCACGUCAAGGAAUCCUUGAAAGCUAUUGAUCUACAAAUCCCAGGCUCGAUAGAAUCGCUCCUAGACGUCAUCAAGCGCCUCGAGGGCGAUAAGACCAGUGCAGUUUUGCUCUCAAUUGCAAUAAAUUUUCCGUGCAAUCUUUGCAUUCUCGGGUUUGAGUCUUUACCGAAAGCUCCGGAUACAGGGAAAGAUGAGCAGAGCAUCGGAGCUGUGCCUAAUCUGCAGAUCGGGGUACGAGAUAAGACAGUCAGACUUUGGAAGGUACUCCUGUCAUCACUUGCGCUUCGAAGCCUGUUGCAUAUGGGUAGCCACGGUCUCGCCCGUCCAGCAACGGAAAAGCUGGAAACAUUGGAAUCUGGCAACUGGGAGCCACCAGGUAAACUGGAUGCCGCAUCUAAAUCUCAAUCAAAAAGCCUCAAGGUGCCCCUUAGUGGUACUCGUUUUGGGCAGGAUCACUGGAUCCUAUGGCAGAUUGAAAUCGGAUUGGAUGAUGAUAUGGAGGCAUUGCAGCAGACCAUAAAAGUAUGGGAAGUGUGCAAAAAAUCUGAAGUCUCGAAAGUCAUUGAUCGAGUCAUAUGUAUCCAACGAAGCUAUUCGGAUGAGAUUGUCAGUCGCUGCCACCUACACUCUUCUAACCAUGAUGGGAAGCAAAUUCCGGCGCGUUUCGACGACUCUACUCUACCAUGCGGAAAUCCAGCCAAACGAUUACUCGAUCAGGACAUCAGGAUUGUAAAUCAAGAUAUCAUCGACAUGACUAACAAAUUCUACGCUCUGACGGAGCCUGUCAAGCGCUCUAUCCUUUCCAGUGAUCUAUCCGCCGAGUUCCCUUUCGAGAUAUCUAAGGAGGAAGCCCGAGUGAUUAGUCACGUCCAGACAGCGAGCCUCAUCUUAGGCCGCAGCGGAACGGGAAAGACGACGUGCCUAGUGUACAAAUUAGUCACGAAGUAUUUGGUUAGCAAGGCAGUGCUAGAUGAAAAUCCGGUUCGGCAGGUGCUCCUCACACGAUCUAGCUUUCUAGCAGAACAACUAAGAUCCUACGCACGAAACUUGAUGAAGAGCCAGUCCUCCAAGUUUCUCACCUUAGAGUCGUCUCAACAGGACGCACAUCCUGUCUUGAUGAUGGGAGAAGAGGGUUCUGACAGGGAUAGCGUACUAAAUCUGAGAGACGAAUCAUUUCCUCUGGUCUACACAUGGGAUCAUUUUCUACGAGUUCUCGAGAAUACGACGAGGAUAUGGCAUGGUCAGGAUUUUCCCGAGUUGACCGGCCAAAUCGUCGAAUUCUACACCUUCAAAGUGAAAUACUGGCCUCGGUUCUCGCACACCCUCACAAAGGAAGUUUCAGUCAAUCUCGUUUUUGCCGAAAUCAUGGGUGUUAUCAAGGGUUCGGCUUCGUCGGCAGAAACUCUUGCACCUCUCCGGCGUAAAGAAUACUUGACGCGAAGCUGCCGCAUGGCGCCCACCUUUGCAAUGGAAGCCGAGCGAUCUCGUGUAUAUGACCUUUUCGAAUCGUAUGAAGCUUUGAAGGUCCAUAUGGGAGACAUGGACUAUGUUGACCGUGUUGUGAGAAUACUAAGGGCAGUGCGUCAAGAUCCUUCACUGACGAAACAAUUGCGAUCUACAUUCGAGGAAGUCUACAUUGAUGAGAUCCAAGAUCAGCGAUGUCUAGAUAUCGAACUUCUCUUGAGCAUUGUCAAGGACCCACGCGGUUUCCAUUUUGCGGGCGACACCGCGCAGGCCAUAUCUCAAGACUCCACAAUUAGAUUUGCAGACAUCAAAGGAAUGUUUUUCCAGCACUUUGCUGCAGUCAGCACAUCUACAAGACAAAGCGAUCUUGCGCGCCCUGAGCUGUUCACGCUCUCCAAGAACUACCGUUCCCACCAGGGAAUCCUGUCACUCGCUUCAUUUGUGAUGAGGAUGAUAUGGCAAGGCUUUCCGGAAACAGUCGAUAAAUUGGAGCCAGAGAUCGGGAACCUUAGCGGACCGAAACCUGUACUAUUCAUCGGUGUCGACUUCAGUAUCCUCAGUUCGAGUCGUGUUGGUCACACAGCACUUUCGGCAGGGACUGCCGACUUUGGCGCUGAGCAAGCCAUCCUCGUCCGCGACACGAAAAUGAAGACAGCUCUUCAAAACCACAUUGGCGACGUGGCCCUAAUCUUCACAAUUCUUGAGAGCAAGGGAAUGGAAUUUAACGAUGUGAUAACUUGGAACCUGCUCACAGACUGCCCAGAUCAGGCAGGACUGAGGAGCCUGGAGACCUUGAAGAAUGAGCCAGCAAAAUUCGACCCGAAAAAGCAUGGGGGCAUGUGUCCAGAACUAAAAAACCUGUACGUCGCAGUCACGAGAGCUCGUAAUCAGCUUUUCAUGGUUGAGUGUUCCGAAACAACAGCGGCAUCGGUUUUGAAGCUGCUCGCCCAUGAUUCCUCGAAACCGCUUGUUGAAGUGACUCGACCCGGGCAAGAAGACUUCGCGAUGAGACUUGAUUCACUGCGGCCAGAUUCAUCUGUCGAUCCUGUGGGAUGGCGCCGAAGGGGCGAUGAGUGUAUGCGUCAGCAAAUGUACAAACGCGCACUCAUGUGCUUCCGCAAGGCAGGAAAUGAACAUGGAGAGGCAGUUGCACAAGGCUACAUAUCGGAAAAAGACGCAACAUCUUACGAUCCCGACACUGAUCCCGGAGAGUUCACUCGCCAUCUUGGAGUUGCAGUUGAGCAUUUCCUGAAGGCAGGUUUCAUUGAAGAAGCAGCCAGAGUUCUCAUAAAAAUGAAAAAGCUUGAAGAUGCGGCAGAAUUGUGGGCCCAGCACGAUGACCACGGGAAGGCUGCGCGUCUUUAUGCCAAAGCUACUCUCUACAUGAAGGCUUUUGACAGUCAUCACAGCGCUCGGGAGUACAGCGAAGCUGCUGCAAUGCUACGAAAAGAGAGAAAGUACGAUCUAUUGGUUUCCUACCUGGACGAUAACCACGGAAACAUCCCCGCCAACACGUUCCGAGGCCACAGCCUCCUGUGCAAGCUCUUACUCAAGCAGAACAGAAUUUCACCUGAAUACCGCAAACAUGCGAUCAAUGUUCUCGGAUCUUUGGCUGAGCAAGAAGCAUGCUUCAUUGAGUACGGAAUGGACGAACAGCUUGCGAACCUAUAUAUUGGUCAACAGAGGCACAGAGAUCUCUUCCAUCACUAUUCAAGAAAGGGAAAGCUGGAGCGAGCGCUCAAACUUGCAAUAACAGAGAAUCUGUUGCAAUCCACCGCCGAUGGUCUGGAACCCGGGGUGCUAAGGUUGAUAGAUUAUCUCUGGGCCGGUCACCUGGAGAAAUAUUCCCAGCAGCACUCUGCACCGUCUCUGAAGUUGCCGUCAGGGUUUCUCACGCCCAAUGUCGUACUCAGAGCCGAGCAAUGGGAGACCAGUAAUCUCGUCUAUAACGUGGAAGCCUCCAUCGCUCAUCAGCAUGUUGCCAGUAUAGAGAUUACAGUACCAAAACAAGUCUUGUGUCUUCGAAAGAUUCUCGACGCUACAGCCUUCACCCGGAUAGCCAAUCUGGAUGACUUGCCCUUCGAAAUGAUGCAAGAGGCUAUCAAGUUCGCCAGGGAUCUGACUCUCGACAAUAAUAGUGACGCGCUGAAAACAGUGCUGCUUCUUACCGGCCUAUGGAAGCCAAGAAAUGGUCAAGAAGGUUCCAUUACUUUACCGUGGUCGCCCCUCCGAGAGACUUUGACCCUCGUCAGCAACGAUGACCCUACCGAAGUCGCGAAGCAAUGGGUUCUCGACCGCCUGGUGUCAGCAAUCUUAGCGUUAGACGCGAAGGCGAGACAUUUGUGGAAGAAGAAGUGGCCGAAAGGCUGUGUGCAGUUCAUGACAGUAGGAUUCUGCCCUAGAACCCGAAAAGGGGAAAAAUGCGACUGGCCACAUCGAACUGCCAGUGCAGGCGAUUGUUCUGGAAUGCUUGAUGACUUGUUACAGAUGAAUAGUAUCUUCUGCGACUCGGCAGUACUCUACUAUCGUCGAUCCAUGAAUGGGAUAUUUCGAGAAAAGUACAUGGGUAUCAAACGCCAUUGGCUAGAACGACUUCUUCGGGAGCUUACUCAUCUCUCCUCUGUGGAACAAAACACUUCAGCCAUCGUGAGAACGCAGGCGAAGCUCUUUUGUGAUAAGAGAUUCGUUGCUGUAUCUUCUUUUCUCGAAGAGUUGCUCUACUUCCGCCUUGGGAAUGAGUGGAAGCAGAGAAGCGAUUUUACCUCCUUGCUCGAACAGAUGCAGCUUGCCAAAGCUUUUGGCUCAAGUGUGCAAAACCGUCUUUUCCGAGCUCUGUCACACAGACUGCUCAUUGACCAGAGAGAUCUUCUACAACAUCACUUGGUUCUUUGUAACUCACUCAAAGAGAACAUCGGCCGCUGGAACGCUUCAACCUUUCAAAAAAACCUCAUGACCUUCCUUGGCAAUCUUGACAACAUUGAGGUUCCUGCCUUAUCAACCCUCCAUUCAUUGACUUCCGUAUUCGAGUACUUGGCGACUUACCUGAUACUGAAGACGUGCGUCACAGCAUGUGCGAUUCCCAACUCGUGGAUUGACCUGCACGUUGCAUCGAUCAGCAAGACCUUCCAUACGCCCGAGCCGCUGCAAGAGGACGACAAGCACAGAUACCAGCAAUGCCUUAUCCAAUCAACAAAGAGCUUUGGUCUUAUCCUCAGCCGGCUGAAUCAAGCUGCCCCGUCAAAGGAUUUCCUAUUGUGCAGCGGCAACACCCACCAGUCAUUGCUAUUACGGCAACGCAAUGCGGAAUUAGUCGCCAUUGCAGUAGCCAAUUUGGCAGCCACGUCUCGCGAACGGCCGAAUGGUUUCAAUGAUGUAUGGGCCGGAGCUAAAAAGGUCUUUGAAUUUGACUUCAUUAAAGCUUUUCACCUGAGAAGCCGCAACCCUGAUGACCUCACCCAAAAGCUUGUACCUUCAUUCGCAAAAUACAACGGGAAAGACACUCUUGUGGUGGUAACCAAGGAUCGAAAGAAAGUUUCCGUCUUCACCAAUCUUGAGCACCAGCUCGGCGUAAGGACCGUCCCAUUCGAUCAAGUGUGUCCGCGAACACCGUCUCCUGCAGCUACCCACGGUUCCGCCAACACUCCUCCUUCCGCGUGCAUGGAUAAUUCACAGGAGGAGUAUACAUCAGCAGAGAUGGAAGCAAUUAUCAAGACUCAGCGCUUGUGGAGAUCUUGCUCCCGCAAAAUCAAGAACCGCCGCUCUUACAUGCAACUUCCCGAGGCCCGUGCUAUCGCACACUUCAUCUUCCUGGGCGCUGGACUACCGGGCACGCUCACCUUCAUAGAUGGAGUUGCCUUCCGACAUGUACUGAUCUCACGGGGUAUGGCAAUGUCAUUGAGACUGGCGGUAGCGCAUGACACGCUGUCUAAAUUACGGCAAGACGCAAUGACAUGCAUCGAGAAAAUGGAGAUAAAUACUGGGUUAUUCGAAUCUGUUGAUGACGUUUUACAUCAUAGCAGUCAGGUCGAGAUCUUGUUGAGGAAAGCCGACGAGAAGAUGUCCGAUGAGUGCAUAGCGGGAGUGGUGAAGCUCGGUGCACUAUCUGUGUUGGAGAAGGGAAUGAAGGAUAUUGAAGAAAUUGUUGCGGAAGCUGAGCGGGAUAUGUUGGGGACGAGGGACAUGGUAGACAAGGUGUCCUGA
Letharia columbiana is the source of this 6459-nucleotide messenger RNA. RefSeq lists its product as uncharacterized. NCBI's taxonomy places the organism in Eukaryota, Fungi, Ascomycota, Lecanoromycetes, Lecanorales, Parmeliaceae. The transcript is spliced from 7 exons. The record is from RefSeq and is a predicted model, not a curated record. Gene Ontology annotation, molecular function: protein binding; ATP binding. Bases 1 to 6459 code for a protein of 2152 amino acids.